AUGUCCAACGCAGAGUGGGAUAGUGUAGUCCGGAUCGGCAGCAAAGUCCGCCCCAGUGGAGGCACGGCCGCCGAGCGUGAACGUGUCAUCAAGGGAAAAUCCGCCAUCAACGCAGCCGCUCGGUCUGGAGCCAUUGUUGGGACAGAAAAGAAAUACGGCAGCGCAAAUAGUAAAUCUAAUGUUGAUGGCCAACACCUGACCAAAGUCGAUCGCGAGAAUGGGCCAGUCAAGCCCAAGGAAAUCGGCGCGCAAGUCGGACAGUUAAUUAGUAAGGCCCGCCUUGAGAAGGGUUUGACUCAGAAAGAUCUCGCCAAAUUGUGUAAUAUCAAAGACUCUGAUCUGGCAAAAAUGGAGUCCGGAACCGCCAUUGUCAACCAAGACCACCUGAGUCGUUUGGAAAACAGAUUAAAAAUCCAUCUUCGGGGAGCAAAAAUGGGCCAACCAAAAGAGUUCGGGAAGAAAAAGUGA
Messenger RNA from Rhinocladiella mackenziei CBS 650.93, 468 nucleotides. RefSeq lists its product as uncharacterized. Gene Ontology annotation, molecular function: DNA binding. The record is from RefSeq and is a predicted model, not a curated record. Gene Ontology annotation, cellular component: nucleus. Bases 1 to 468 code for a protein of 155 amino acids. Lineage: Eukaryota; Fungi; Ascomycota; Eurotiomycetes; Chaetothyriales; Herpotrichiellaceae. The transcript has 2 exons.